UCAUGCCGUGACAAAAAGCACAUUUUGCAAAGAUGGCGGCCCAGUAUGCACAGCAUCCCUUUGAUACUUUACGAAAACUGUCACUGGAAACAGGACUUUUAAUUGAAACUAGACAAUUUGCGGAAUACUUAGAUAAUAUUGAUGAAUUAAAGAACUAUCGCCGUGACUUUCACUAUCCGAAGAACAAAACAAUAUCUGAUGUUGAUCUUAGUUUGGUUGCUGGAGAAGAUGACUGUAUAUACUUGGCUGGGAUGUCUCUUGGCUUAGCCCCAAAGCAGGCUAAAAAUCUACUUGAUGAAGAAGUACACAAGUGGCAGCUGUGUGGGGUUCAAGGACACUAUACUGGGAAACGACCGUAUCAACAUAUUGCAGAAUUCGUCAUUGACCAGAGUGCUAAAUUGAUAGGAGCAAAACCAAUUGAAGUUGUGAUCAUGAACACACUGUCGGUAAAUCUACAUUUUAUGAUGGCAGCGUUUUAUGAUCCAACUGAAAGCCGUCAUAAAAUUCUUAUCGAAAGUAAUGCUUUUCCUUCAGAUCAUGCAGCCGUCGAAUCACAGAUUAAAUUCCAUGGAUUUGAUCCAAAGAACUCCUUAAUUUUAGCAAAACCAAGAGAGGGUGAAGUUCUGCUAAGAAACGAAGAUAUAAUUUCUCUGAUCGAAGAAGAAGGUGAUGAAAUAGCACUUAUAUUGUUUUCAGGUGUUCAAUUUUACACAGGACAGUAUUUUGAUCUUCAAAGUAUCACAAAAGCUGGUCAUAACAAAGGUUGCAAAGUUGGAUUCGAUCUAGCACAUGCUGUCGGAAAUGUGGAACUAAAAAUGCAUGAGUGGGAUGUAGAUUUUGCAUGUUGGUGUACAUAUAAGUAUUUAAAUUCAGGACCUGGUUCGACUGCUGGUGCUUUUGUUCAUGAAAAAUAUGCUUACGAUAAAAAUAUUAAAAAAUUAACUGGUUGGUGGGGUGUUGAAUUUAAAGACAGAUUUCAUAUGGAUAAUGAAAAAUUACCCAUCAUUCCUGGUGCCAGGGGAUAUGCUGUCUCGAAUCCUGCUCUCUUUUCAACUAUUCCAGUUCUUGCAAGUUUAGAUAUAUUUGAGAAAGUAGGGAUGUCAAAGAUUAUUAAAAAGCAACGAUUAUUAACAGGAUAUCUAGAAUACCUCAUCAAAUGCACUCUGACGUCACAACUACCAAGUCACAUGACUCAUUUUGGCGCCAAAGUUGAUAUAAUCACACCAAGUGAUGUUCGCUGUCGUGGUAGCCAAUUGUCUUUGCAUUUCUCAAUGUCAAUUGAUAUCGUUCAUAAAGAGUUAACAAGAAGAGGGGUCGUGUGUGACAAACGACAACCAAAUGUGAUUCGUGUUUCUCCAGCACCGCUCUACAACAAUUUUACAGACGUGUUUAAAUUUGUGGAGACUUUGAGUCAAGUAUUACUUGCUUUAAAACAUUAAAUUUUCAUAUUUUAUUUUGUACUACAUUGAAAAUAAUGAUAUAAUAUUUUAUUGAGUGAUA
Molecule: messenger RNA, 1500 nt
Organism: Hydractinia symbiolongicarpus
Lineage: Eukaryota; Metazoa; Cnidaria; Hydrozoa; Anthoathecata; Hydractiniidae
Product: kynureninase-like
Exons: 15
Coding region: 33-1439 (468 amino acids)
Biological process (GO): NAD+ biosynthetic process
Cellular component (GO): cytoplasm
Molecular function (GO): kynureninase activity; pyridoxal phosphate binding
Source: RefSeq, a predicted model, not a curated record